UUUAAACUAAUUGAGGUUUUGUCAAUAGAAUGAAACUAUCUUGGAGAGGGGCCUACGACUGGGGAACACAGCUAUGGAUAGUGACAGUCCUCAGACGUCCCCUGUCAAAUCCUGUCCGUCAUCGCCCUACAGAUCUCCUGUUUCUUCGCCGGCUCAAAGUGUCCAGUCAAGCCCUUUUAUUGAAAUUCCUUCGUCACCAAUCUUGGGUGAUUCUGUAACAUCACCACUUGCUGAGAAACGUAGAAAAUUAAACUCUCAGGAGCCUGAAUCUACAAUUGACCAGAAUGAGCAUCAUCGUCGUGAGCUGUUUAAUGAUGAAGAAGAUGGCACAAGUGAUAAUAUUGACAAUGGCCGUAGUGAAAAUUUGGGCAGUGGUGAACAGUCUUGUAUCGACCCAGAGGAUGUGCCAACACCCAAAAUCAAUGUAAAUGUCUUUGAUCAAAUAGAUUUGCCAACAUCCGAUCAUGAAAAGAAUGACAGCAGCGAUAUUGAAGUGCCAACAACAUACAUAUUAGAUGACACUGAUUCUAGCUCUGAAGCUGGGGACAGCACAAGCAGCAGCAGUAGUGAGCAGGGCAGUGAAAGCAGUAUUGAAGAUGACACGCACAACAGAAUCAGCAGUCCGAGUGAAAGUGAAAGUUCCAGUGAAUCAAGUGAUCAAGAUGAUAGUGAUGAUUCUGAUCGUUUCUUGUCGCCAAAGGUGUAUGAAAGUGAACUUUGUGACUUAACAGUGGAUGAAGGUGUCCUUCAUUUGAUGGAUUUGUUUACUAAGUAUAAAAUGUCCAAAAAGGAAACUGGAGGUAUUUUGAAAGUGAUUUUGAAGUUUAUUCCAAAGUUUAACAAUAUGCCAGCCACAGAGUAUGCGUUAUUUAAGUAUGUAGAGAAUUUAUGCCCCAUUACAGAAGAGAGGGUCCACUAUUAUUGUUCAAAGUGUUUGUUUUAUUUAGGUCUUAAUGAGAUGAAAUGUAAUCUUUGUUCAGCAGACAGUCAUAAAUUUUAUCAGAUAUCCUUAGCUGACCAAGUGAGAAAUAUGUUUGAACAGCAUGGAUUAGCUGAUAUUAUAGACAAAUAUAGGCAAGAGAGAAUUAAUUCUGCAACUGAAGGAAGCUACUCUGAUUUAUUAGAUGGUUCUGAAUUUAAGAGAGUUCAAAGAGAGGGCAUGUACAAUUUAACCUUAAUGGGGCACUCUGAUGGCAUAUCUAUCAGUGAAAGUUCAGAUGUGUCGAUGUGGCCUGUAGAGUGGGUAGCUGGUGAAUUGCCACCUCAAAUCCGCUACAAAUAUGUUUUAAUUAGUGGGAUCUGGGUUGAUGAAUGCAAACCGUACAUGAAUACCUUGCUGAAACCUUUUGUUAAAGAGCUUCAAGAACUGCAUGAAAAUGGUGUGAGGUGGGUACACCCCAGAACAAAGGAAACCCAUGUAACUUAUAUUUCUGUUCCUUCAUUUUGUGGAGAUGCCCCAGUGAGGGCUCAGCUUCAAAAUAUUCUAAUGCAUGGAGGGAGAUAUUCUUGCAACAACUGUGAACAGAAAAUGAAGAAACUACCAUCUCAGCCCGUUGUCCCUGGUAAGCGCAAAAAAAAAAGAAAGAGAGUGUUUAUGUUUCAAGAAGACGAGGCAACUCUUAGAACUGCAAGUCGAAUGGAGGAGCAAGGCAUAAUAACUAGGCAAAAAUAUGAGGAACAUGGUGUUUGCAGUAAGAAGGUACGACCUGAAAAAGGUGUAAAAGGACCAAGUGUAAUUUCUGAAAUUCCUGGAUGUGAUCGUAGCACUGCAGUCUUUCCUGAGUACAUGCACCUUCUACUGUGCGUGAUAAAGGAAAUGAUGACAUUAUGGUUUGUGAAGGAUGGGCCCUGGAGUUUAAAAGAGCACCAAGAUGAAAUAAACAAGUUUUUGAAAAAUCUGAGGGUCCCAGAUUUUAUAACAAGAAUUCCACGCAGUACUGCUAAGUUCUCUCAGUGGAAGGCAAACGAACUCCGUUCUUUUGUGCUGUACUAUUCUGUCAUUAUAUUUGAAAAAUUCAUGAAACCUAAUUACUUUCAGCAUUGGUUACUCUUUGUCCAUGGCAUAUAUUUGCUACUUCAGGAGAGUGUAUCUGAAAAGGAUAGACAAAGGGCACAUAUUUUGCUUAGAAUGUUUUGCAGGCAAUUUGCUAAUCUGUACGGUGCCUCAUAUUGUACUUUCUACAUUCAUAAUAUUACCCAUUUGGCCUUGACAGUAAAAAGACAUGGCCCCCUCCAUUGUAAUUCAGCAUUUAUGUUAGAAGAUUUUAAUGGUACCCUGGCUAAGUAUGUACAUGGAACCAAGCAUCAAGGUCGAGAACUUGUAACAAAUGUUAAGCUGGCUAUGGGUGUUGAGGUGUUAAGAGUGCGAUGUUAUGGAAACCAAGGUGGCAUACUAGAAAAGAAAAUAGAAUUCAAGAAUGAAAUAAGAGGAUUUUCUUUCAGCGAAGAUGAGGCAAAACUAUUCUUUUCAAGUGACAUGAAUGCUAAGAAGAAAUCAAAAGUGUAUCAGAGAGCUGUGAUUGGAAGGGCCAAAUUCACAUGUUCUCUGUAUUUGAGGCAGAAGAAAAGGUGUAAUUAUAGUAUCAUGUAUGUAGAUUCUUGUGGGAAUAAUGUUUUUGGUGAUAUCAGAUAUUACUGUGAAUCGGGUCUUAGCAAGAGAGCGUUGGUUGAUAAGUUCCGUGUAGAUCAUACUAAGUCCUUUUGUCAUACUGAGUCAGGCAUAGUUAUCAAACAUAUUGUACCCAUAAUUCGUACAAGAGAUAUGGAAGUUAUUGAUCUUAAUAAUAUUGUUUGCAAGGUUGUAAGUAUUGGUAAUUUUGUUUGUAUGAGACCCAACAAACAUGAAUACAAUCUGUGAUAUAUUUCAGGGUUUUACAAAAAAUUAAAAAAGCUGGUAUUACAUAAGCUUAACUUUGGUACAGAAUCCUGGUGUGGCUGUGACAUAUCCAACAAUACAAAAUGUAAAUUGCUCUGAAAUAAAAUUUUAAAAAUACUUCACAUGUUAUUAAUUGGCAAAAUAUCUUUCACAAACUUUGACUACAAAACAACUUUGACACAUUGACACAUAUUGACAAUUAACACAUAUUGACAAUUGACACAUAAUAAACUGAUGCAUAAACUUUCUUGUUUAUGACAUAAAUAUUUAAAGUCAC
This is a messenger RNA of Thrips palmi, 3152 nucleotides long. RefSeq lists its product as uncharacterized. The record is from RefSeq and is a predicted model, not a curated record. Lineage: Eukaryota; Metazoa; Arthropoda; Insecta; Thysanoptera; Thripidae. The transcript is spliced from 3 exons. The coding region runs from base 74 to 2857 and encodes 927 amino acids.